Messenger RNA from Podarcis raffonei (Aeolian wall lizard), 1075 nucleotides. RefSeq names its product transmembrane protein 221 (gene TMEM221). Bases 65 to 982 code for a protein of 305 amino acids. The record is from RefSeq and is a predicted model, not a curated record. NCBI's taxonomy places the organism in Eukaryota, Metazoa, Chordata, Lepidosauria, Squamata, Lacertidae. The transcript has 3 exons.
GCCUCGACGGCGCCCAGGGACCUUCUCCCGUCUCCGGCUCUCCCCGCGGCCCCGACCCGGCCCCAUGCCGGCGCCCCCUCCGUCCCCCUACGGGCCGCGCGCCCUGGGCGCCCUGCUGCUCUUCGGCACCGUGUCCGGCCUGAUGGCCGUCCUGGCGUCCAUGCUCAUCUUCCAGAUCCAGGCGGGCAGCCGGGCCGGGGCGGCGGGCGCGGCGGGUCUCCCCGAGGGGGCGCGCCGGGUGCUGCUGCCGCUCUCGGCGGUGCUGGCCUCGCUCUGCCUGGUGCUGAGUCUCAGCUGCCUCCUGCUCAGCCUCCUGCACGGCUACUGCGGCGCCGAGCGGUGCGCGCCCACGGGGGGCGCUCUGGGGCCCGACAGGGGCGACUGGUUCCUCGUGGACAGCCGGAAGGUGCGUCACGUGGCUGUGGGCCUGUUUUGCUGCGGGGUCUCGGCCUACCUGGCAGCUCUCUCCAUGUACAUGCUGGUGCAGUUUGAGACUGAAACCGGGAUCACCAGCGCCUGCGUCCUUUCGUCGGGCAUCCUGGUCCUCUUCAUCACUGUGACGCACGCCCUGAUCCGCGCUGCCAAAGCCACGGGGCUCAGCCAGGGCGAGCUCUCACACACCCUCUACGAGAACGACUCGGCCCGUAGCGGGGAGCUGCCCGCUGCCCCCCUCAACAACACCAAGGGCAUGCCUGCUCCCCGGCCGCGCCCAGAGAUUCACCGGGAGUUUUCCUACCCGCCGUUCCUUGAACAGAAGUCCCACCUCACCACACCGGCCAGCAGCAACGUCACCUCGUCGGGGAGCGCAGAGCUAACCCUGGAAAAGGAUUGCUACAGCGCUCCCCGGAUGCACCGGACCCUCUCGGUGGAGUCCGGCCUCCUGCAAACCCACGGGAAGCCAUGGAACGGCGUCACACAGGAAAUGAGGAAUGUGCUCGCCCGCAAAACGGCGGGCACGGGGAAAGAUUCGACCUUGGUGUAGAAAACGUGGGUAACCCGUCUUUGCAGAGGUGUAUGGGGAGCCCGCUGGUUCUCUGAAGGCCUCUCAGCUAUUAAAGACGUUUGCUCUUCCUUA